Molecule: messenger RNA, 846 nt
Organism: Penicillium salamii
Lineage: Eukaryota; Fungi; Ascomycota; Eurotiomycetes; Eurotiales; Aspergillaceae
Source: the annotation of a GenBank genome assembly
AUGACCGACUACAGCAAGAAGACCAACGCCGAGCUGGUCGAGAUCCUCAAGGCUCGAUCCCUCCCUCACACAGGCAAGAAGGCCGACAUGGUCUCCCGCCUCCAAGAAAACGACCAGAACAAGCCCACCGAUGCUGCUGCGCCUGCGCCUGCCCCCAAGACCGACGCCGCCGAGGACGUCAUCGAUUGGGACGACGAGCCUUCAGAGACACCCGCGCAGGCCUCCACAGAAACCGGAGCUGCUGCCAUCGCCGCUGGUGGCCAAGGCCCCGUCUCCAACCCCGUCGCAGUCCCCAACCAGAAGCUCGACGAGAACCCUGCCACAACCGACGACCUGAAGGUCGAGUCAACCGGCGCAGUCCCCGCCCAAGCCGCCACCGAAGCAGCCCCCGAGACCAAGCCCCCCGUCGACUACACGCGCGGACUCCCGCAAACCGACCUUGAAGCAGAGCUGGCCAAGCGCAAGGCGCGCGCCGAGAAGUUUGGCAUCGUCGAGUCUGAGGAGACAGCGUUGAAAGAGGCUACGAAGCAAUUGGAGCGGGCUCAGCGGUUUGGUACUGGCGUUGAGGAAACUGGUGUCAGUCGUCUUGAUCAGGCUCUUCCCGAUGAGCGUCCUCGCAAGCGUGGAAAUGAUUCUCGGGAUGCCCGUGGUGGUAAGCGACGCGACACGGGUCGCAACCGGAACCGUCGUGGGGAUGGAAACCGGAACCGCAAUGAGGGCAACAAGACCAAUGCUGGUGUUAAGAAGCCUGCUGUGGGUGGGAGUGCGGGCGCAUCGAAGAACUGGAGCGAGAAGGAUCAUGCGGCCAUGGAGGCUCGCAAGAAGCGGUUUGCUGCUGCGGCCUAA